This is a messenger RNA of Alnus glutinosa, 557 nucleotides long. Its product is annotated as cytochrome c oxidase subunit 5C. The record is from RefSeq and is a predicted model, not a curated record. The transcript has 2 exons. NCBI's taxonomy places the organism in Eukaryota, Viridiplantae, Streptophyta, Magnoliopsida, Fagales, Betulaceae. The coding region runs from base 183 to 374 and encodes 63 amino acids.
GGACCCCACCACCCCCAGAACAAGGGGGGCAUAACAGAGAUUUAACCAAUGCCAAGGUCACAGCCACCGCUGAAAAGGGGUUCCCAUUUCGGUGGUAUUCACAAAUCACAAAUCUGAUUCUUCAGCCAACGACGACUCGGUCUACCACUUAGGUUCAGACUGUACAAAGCUUAAGAAGCACAAUGGCUGGCUCUAGGGUUGCUCAUGCCACCUUGAAAGGACCAAGUGUUGUCAAGGAGUUAUGCAUUGGGCUGGCACUUGGUUUGGCAGCCGGUAGCCUCUGGAAAAUGCAUCACUGGAAUGAGCAGAGGAAAGUGAGGCAAUUUUAUGACUUGUUGGAGAAGGGUGAGAUUAGCGUUGUUGCCGAAGAAUAAAUCUUCUUAGUUUCUGUCAUGUGUCUAUGGACACAUUCAGCAGUUUGAUCAUUUUAUUUUCCCCUAUAUUUGGCUCCUGAAUCUAAGAUGAGCUUAGUUUGGAAUUUAAGGGAAUAAACAUAUUGUACUGAUUUGUGGAGUACAGUGUUUGCUUUAGAUAUAAAUUCAUGAAGUUUCAUGGUA